This is a messenger RNA of Glossina fuscipes, 1442 nucleotides long. RefSeq names its product antichymotrypsin-2-like. NCBI's taxonomy places the organism in Eukaryota, Metazoa, Arthropoda, Insecta, Diptera, Glossinidae. The coding region runs from base 94 to 1314 and encodes 406 amino acids. Gene Ontology annotation, molecular function: serine-type endopeptidase inhibitor activity. The transcript has 3 exons. The record is from RefSeq and is a predicted model, not a curated record.
GAAUCAAUUUACUCCAUCUAUCAGUUUCGAGUAUUGAACGUUGUUGUGGUGAAAUCCGAAAAUCGCGAAUUUUAAAAAAUAUCAAAUAACAAGAUGUCAAUAAAUGUGCAUUUUAAGCGGCAGUGGAAAAAUUCUAUUGUUUUACUUCUUUUAAAUGGCUUCGCUUUAUUCGCUGGAAACGAUAACCUAUUCGUUGAGGCCUCAGGAAUCUGUGCAUGUUAUGAGCAAUUUGCAGAUGAUUUCUUUAGCGAGCAGAGCCAGCGUAACAAUGUUUCCAACUUUGUUUACUCACCAUUUGCUAUGCAAAGUUUUGAAGAUUUCGUUAAAUUAGGAUUUAGUGACAAGCCUGAGAUGCCGGAUGAUAAUUUUGGUGAAAUUAUGGACGGCCUCAAAGAUAGCGACGCUGUAAAAAUGGAAUAUAAAGUUUAUCUGCCCGAAGGACGUGAACUCGAACCCGCUACACUUCAAUUGCUUAAGAAGAGAUUUCCUGCAACUUUCGAACAUAUUGAUAGCUCAAAAGCCUGGAUGAUGGAAGCUAUAGAGGAGCACUUACGCAAUUUGAAUGAACUUGAGAAAUUUAUGGGUAAUAAGCAGACACCAGCCGAAACGUUAGUGGAAAUCAACACAGAAAUCAACGCAGAUUGGUUGCAUCCAUUUGAUGAGCAGGCAACAAAAGUUGCCGAAUUUCGUACAGACGACAAUAGAAAGGUAGAUAUGGCUUUUAUGCACCAGGUUAGUAACCUUCGCACAGCCGAAAUGACUGACUUACAAGCUAAAGUCGUUGAGAUGCCUUUUAAAAAUGAAAAUGUAUCCAUGUGGUUGUAUCUGCCUGACGAAGAAGACGGACUAGACGAAUUAGAGGAAAGACUUAAACUUAAGUCUUUAGAUAGUAUAGCAGCCUCGAUGUCUCAACGAGAAGUUGACGUUUUGCUUCCCAAAUUCGAAGAUACACAGGAAAUGGAUUUAGAUGGGGAGAUCUCUAAGUCCGGUUUAGAUUAUCCGCUUUCGCAGACUGCCCCAGACGUAAUUAUUCAACGGCCAGCAAGCAAACUUCAAACUAAGGUAGCAAUGCACGAAAGUCUCUAUGCACAACAGUCCGCAAUAGAUCUUUAUUCGGAAAAUACUGAAGGUAAGGAGAGUGGAGACGGAGGAGAAGCUGUAGGUGAAGUUGAUACGGGCUGCUCCACAGACUGCAUUAAAUUCCAUGCAGAACAUCCAUUUAUCUACCACGUCGUUUACAAACACGAUGAUCAAGUAGUUCCCAUCGUUAUGGGUUGUUUCAGAAAUUUAAAUAUCAAUAUUAAUGUAGCAUAAUUGUAUUCAUUUUUCUAAAAAGAAUGGUAAUGCGUUUGCAUUGCCCUUACAACACAUCAUUACAAAAUCUACUUUAAUCUUUUCAAUAUGAUCAUCAAAAUUUAUUUGAGCAGUUUUUUUGACUGAUU